AUGUCUGUCCCUAAGCCUGGUGACAUGUCUGUGCUCGACAAUGCCUGCACCGUUAUUGUCGACAAUACAUUUUACUCGUACUCAGAGAAGGGUUUUCUGGCUCUGCCCUUGGAGGAUAGUGCUAAAUGGGAAACCCUUGAUUUUGGCGUCAAGGUAACAGGGCCCUCUUGCGUCGGCAAGAAAUUGACCGACAAAGGCGCAGCCUCUCUCCUGGUAGUCGGUGGCCACAGUGAUGAUAAGAGCUACGCUGGCUUGCAGGAGUACUCCUUCGCUGCCAAGACAUGGGCAACUCUUCGGCCUCAGACUAUGGACUUACAGAACCGCCGAGGUCACAGUGUCGUGUAUAACGACGCUUCUGACACCAUUGUCGUCUUUUCUGGCACCAAAUCUGAUGACCCAGGUGCCGCUCCCGGCGCUUCACAGGAGACUCACAAGAUACAGGUCUCGGGAGCACAACCGCUCCCAGUUACGUCGGCAAACCCUCCGCGCUCUGGUAGAGCUGGCGCAGUCAAGCCGAUGCUCUUUCCCUGGGCUGGCGCUGACAUUGCUCUGAUUUCUGGUCCUGCCGACGAUGGCACCAUCUGGCUUAUGAACUCGGCCCUGAAUAACAACGAUGGAUGGAGACCCGUUGGAAGCGUCCAAGACUCAUGGCCAUCGGAUUCUGCAGCAAUCCGUGGCGCCUUGGUCUCCAGCACCAGCGACAACUCCCUCAGUCUUCUCAAAUUUGACUUGAGCCGCUCACCCAAUGUUAUGACCCGCAUCCCCGUUGCCAAGGCCCCGAAUGAAGCCAUCCAUGGCGCAACUGCUGCGACAAAGCGUAGCGUCGAUUUUGGAAUGGGCAGUUGGCCUGAGUACAACCAAACCAACGCCCCGGAUACGACGAGAAACGGCUACUCUGUCGCUCAAGGCGCCAAUGGCAUGAUCGUCAUGUCUGGAGGCAAUGCCAAGGAGCCAGUGGCCAUUUUCAAUGCUGAAAAGAACAGCUGGGUUAAUGCCACGCUGCUUCUCAGUGACGGGUCACAAAAGAUUCUCGCCUCCUCGACGACAAGCUCUACCACGAGCACCACAACCUCAACCUCGACGACAGCGUCCUCUACCUUUGCUACCUCGAUCACCACGACCACAUCAACCACCUCUGCAACCCCGACUGAGACGAGCGCUGCUGCUACACCUGAAAAGCACGGCCCCAGUUCCAACGCCAUCCUCGGCAUCACUCUGGGAACCAUUGCAGCCUUUCUUGCCAUCCUCCUCGUCAUCCUGCUUCUUCUUAAGCGUCGCAAGCGCCGCGGGAACCCCAAUCAGGGCACCGUCCUCAAUCCCGACGAGAAGGACACUGUUGCGUUUGCCAAGAGCAUGCAACCUGCUGCGUCGCCUGCCAACUACCGCGGGCACAACCCUACGCUCUCCACCGAAUCGUAUUCUUCCGUCGCCAUCCUUAUGGGUCGAAUGGGACCUCAGAAGCAGGCUGUCGCUAAUAAUGGCAAGACAUCGCGCGCGUCGAUGAGAAGCUCCAUCAGCUCUCUGCACAAGCAGUUCAAGAGCACUAUUAGCAAGCCAAUUCCCCAACCCUCGAACAACCCCAUGCUGCAGGCUCAGGACGACCGAGGUGUCGCUUUUGACCCCACAGUCGCUGAGCCUCGGCCGCGCAAUGGGCCCUUGCCUGCGCAGGACGGUACUCGCCGCAGCUCUGGAUGGAACAAGUACUGGUCUGGAGGAAGCGCUCUGCAGAUUCUUGGCUACGGAAACAAGCGCGCGACUGUCACCUCAGAGCGCAGCUCUCGUUACUCCGAAGCUAACUCGGCUCAUAACAAUGCCCGCGCUACCCAAGAUUCUGCCACCGUGCCUCCUCUUAACUUCGAGGCCCCGCCUGAAGUGAACAGUGUCAACAGUGGAAGCCCCAUUGUAUCGCAGUACGUCAGCAAGGUUCCGACCGAGGGCAUUGCUGGCACAAUCGAGCGUCCCGUCUCGCCCUUGUCGACGGCUUCUGGAUAUUCAAGCGGAGUGCCUGAGAGUAUCAACGAGAUGUUUAGACACUCUGAUGAGAAUAAGCCUUGGGGUCACGACCGAGCGCCAAGCAGCAUAUACCAACAUCACCGAGAAGAUUCGGCCGCUGUGCCCCAAAGUUCUGGAGUGAGCCAACAACCACAGCUUGCCAUGGCAGCCACAUCGUCAGACAUGAGCUGGCUCAACCUGGGCGACCAGACCCGUAAAUAA
Messenger RNA from Akanthomyces muscarius, 2214 nucleotides. RefSeq lists its product as uncharacterized. Lineage: Eukaryota; Fungi; Ascomycota; Sordariomycetes; Hypocreales; Cordycipitaceae. Gene Ontology annotation, molecular function: protein binding. The transcript has a single exon. The coding region runs from base 1 to 2214 and encodes 737 amino acids. The record is from RefSeq and is a predicted model, not a curated record.